Helianthus annuus (common sunflower) is the source of this 735-nucleotide messenger RNA. RefSeq lists its product as uncharacterized. Gene Ontology annotation, cellular component: chloroplast stroma; chloroplast thylakoid membrane. The record is from RefSeq and is a predicted model, not a curated record. The coding region runs from base 56 to 637 and encodes 193 amino acids. Lineage: Eukaryota; Viridiplantae; Streptophyta; Magnoliopsida; Asterales; Asteraceae. The transcript is spliced from 2 exons.
GUAAACAUAUCAACCAUUAAACACAACUUUCCUCAUCUCUACAAUUUCUCCAUCCAUGGCUACUGUCUGUAGCAAGCAGCUCUUCCUGCAGCUAAGAGAAUCCGGCAGCCCGAAACUGCCAUUGUCGUCUGAUCGGGUUAGUCAUCGGUUUCGGUUAUCCAAAAGCGAUAAAAACCGGGCCUCAAGACUGGUUUUAGGUGGUCAGUUUUCUGGCUGUUCUGUUGUUAGAGCAAAUCCAGUGAACAACAGCAUUACUCCAGCUGGAGAUGAUGACGAAGGCGUUUCGUUGGGGACGAUGAAGCUACCGAUUAAUACUGAUCUUGAUCGGUUUGAAACGUUGUUGUUUCAGUGGGCAAAUAGUAUGAAUCAAGGUGCACAGAUACCACUUCCUAUGCCUCUCAAGGUGGACAAAGUUAAAGGAGGAAUAAGGAUAGGUUUCAUUACAAUCGGCGACGGAGUGAUUGAGGUUCCGGUGUACAUCGACUGUUUGGUUUAUCCGGCAGCCGCUGGUUCACCACCGAUUUUCCGGGCUAUACGCAACGGGCCAAUGAAAGACCGGUCACCUCCCGGAGAACCUAGAAUCAUGAAAAGCCUUCUUGCUGCGCUUCAAAAGUCAGUUCAAUUGGCUGCAAUGUAAAACCAUUUGUGGUGUUUUUUUAUAUACUUUUCUCGUGUAUAAAUUCAAUGUCAUUUUUCUUCUUUUGGUUGCCAAAUGUAGCAGUCAACCAUUAUUCA